Molecule: messenger RNA, 1110 nt
Organism: Cyprinus carpio (common carp)
Lineage: Eukaryota; Metazoa; Chordata; Actinopteri; Cypriniformes; Cyprinidae
Biological process (GO): regulation of DNA-templated transcription
Cellular component (GO): chromatin; nucleus
Molecular function (GO): DNA binding; transcription coregulator activity
Source: RefSeq, a predicted model, not a curated record
UAGAACGCGCCCAACUUGACGUCAGCAUCCAGUCGACCAAUCAAACGCUUGCGGCGUCGCUCUCGCGUGCAGACAGUGUUGUUAAAAAGGAAACGAUGUAGCGUCAGACGGACAUGAAAGCUAUUACAAACAGCAACAGAAGCGUUGCAGAGGCAACAGGACGAGCAAAAUGAGGCGUGGCUCGGUGAGAUCUGAAAAGAAUGAUUGUAAAAGGAGGCGGGGCCAGAAAUGAUGUCAGUCGUGUUAUGUUGAUGUACAUACUCGCGCUCUCAACACAUGCGAAGCCGCUGCUCCAGGUGAACGUGCUCCAGUGCUGAGGACAACGCAAGCAACGUAAAGCGCUCUGCCCGAGGUUGUGUGUGUCCAUGCAUGCUUGAGAAGGUUUGGGAUCAGGAUGGACGUGGAGGAGACCGGAGCAGGUCAGGUGGAGACAGCGGCCCCAGAGGAGGAGGCACCAGCUCCCAAACGUGGGAGAGGACGACCCCGCAAACCACAACAGGAGCCUGUUGAAGCUUCUGCUCCCAGGAGGCCGAGAGGAAGGCCAAGAGGCAGUAAAAAUAAAGGCCAGCGGGUCACAGCCAAAGUAGAGCCACCUAGAGAACGGAGACCACGAGGUAGACCAAGAAAAUGGCCUCAGAAGACCAUUCAUCAAGAAGAACAGCAGCCUCAUCCUGCGGUUCAAGGGGCGCAGUCAACAGAGGAGCCGCCCAUUCAGACUCCGCCUGCUGCGUUACCAUCGCAGGAGAGCGACUAAAACUACCUCAGUGAUGACUUUACUACGUUGGGGGUAAUUCUCCAUCUCAGCUGCCUCCGUGUACACUGUAAAAAGUGAAAAUGUGCCAGUGCUCAGAUCACGCCCAAACUUUCAGGAAAGAUCAGACUACAUUUUUUCAAAAGUGACCCUAAAAUCUGUGUACUACCAACACAAGCCUUUAUGAUGAACACCUUUCUGCAAGUUAGACUGAACUGGAAGUAAUAUCUUCUCUUUUUGUUUAUUAUUUGGAUUCUUAAAGGAAUAGUUCACUCGAAAAUGGAAAAUUGCUGAAAAUGCAUUUACUCUCAGGCCAUCCAAGAUGUAGAUUCUUUAUCAGAACAGAUUUGGAGAAAUGU